AUGGUCUCGAAUCCGAGUCCUCCUCAACUGAAGCCAAUAGUAACAGAUUGUAUGCCUGAAGCCAUGCCGAAGCCGCUAUUCGUCCAUGGUGUGCAGGGAGCUGAACAACGAUCAGCAUGGAUGAAUACUAGUCUGUUAUUGGUGAGAAGUUCAUCCCGUUAUAUCGCAGCACGUCUGCUAAGUGCUCAGUCAGAUCCUCUAAUUGUGGAAAAGCUUACUGGGAAAGACGAUGGCAUUGUACUGUUUAGAAUGAAUCGACCACAGACAAAAAACGCUAUCAGCAUUUCAUUCUUGGAAAAGCUUCGCAACAGCGUAGCCGCUGUGAAAUUUGACAAAAAUGUUCGUGUUGUCGUGCUCAAAAGUGAUGUCGAAGGAGCCUUUUGUACAGGAGCUGAUUUGAAGGAACGAAAGUCAAUGCCAGUUGAGCAAGUUCCUGUAUUCGUUGACUCACUGCGAGCCUCAUUUUCUGAGCUGGAACUACUACCACAACCUGUAAUAGCAGCCAUAGACGGAUAUGCUCUAGGAGGUGGUCUCGAAAUGGCACUUGCAUGUGAUAUUCGUGUGGCAUCACUCGAUUCUAAGAUUGGUUUGACGGAAACAAAAUUGGCAAUUAUACCUGGAGCAGGGGGAACCCAGCGUCUCACUCGUGCUGUUGGAGCUUCAAUGGCCAAGGAACUCAUUUUUACAGGACGUAUGAUUAGUGGGGAAGAGGCACAUCGGAUAGGUCUCGUGAACCACUGCACAAAAUCGGAUGCCUUUUCCAAGGCUUUGGAAAUCGCACGGGAAAUUGUGCCAAGAGGUCCCAUCGCUGUUCGUCUUAGCAAGAUAGCAGUUAACACUGGAUCAGAAGUCUCGUUAGGCAAUGGCUUAGUGGUUGAACAACAAUGCUACGCUCAAGUGAUACCCACAAAAGAUCGUCUCGAAGGUUUGCAAGCCUUUUCUGAGAAGCGACCACCUUCAUACAAAGGAGAAUGA
This is a messenger RNA of Necator americanus (New World hookworm), 975 nucleotides long. RefSeq lists its product as uncharacterized. Gene Ontology annotation, molecular function: catalytic activity. The record is from RefSeq and is a predicted model, not a curated record. The coding region runs from base 1 to 975 and encodes 324 amino acids. Lineage: Eukaryota; Metazoa; Nematoda; Chromadorea; Rhabditida; Ancylostomatidae. The transcript has 10 exons. Gene Ontology annotation, cellular component: mitochondrion. Gene Ontology annotation, biological process: fatty acid beta-oxidation.